Messenger RNA from Rotaria sordida, 462 nucleotides. The record is from the annotation of a GenBank genome assembly. NCBI's taxonomy places the organism in Eukaryota, Metazoa, Rotifera, Eurotatoria, Philodinida, Philodinidae.
AUGCUAACAGGCGCAAUACCAUUGGAACAACCAUCAGAUGAUAAUGAUGAAUAUCAACAUUGGUUGCACAAUGAUUAUGAUCAUGAUCAUAAUCUAUGGGAAAAGAUUGAUUCUGUAAUAAUAAAUCUUCUUCGUCAAAUUUUAAUAGAUGAUCCAUUGAAACGUGCAAAAGUUAAUGAUAUUAAAAAUCAUAUAUGGAUGUCAAAAAAUUAUCGACGACAAGAAAAAAUAUCUUUUUUUAAUAAAUCUAUUGAAGAAAAACCAAAAAUUAAACAAGAAAAAGUUUUAUGUCUUGUAUCAUGUGGUAUAGGUUUUCCACAUUUACUACAUCGUUUAGCAAAUAAUUCAUCAUUACAAGCAACACAAAAAAAUUAUAAGUGUUCAAUUUGUUCUACUUCGUAUCUUUUAUUCACUAUCAAAGAUUCAUUUCAAAAAAAAAUGCCAACUAUCAUUGGUUCAUAA